Messenger RNA from Electrophorus electricus (electric eel), 760 nucleotides. Its product is annotated as ubiquitin-conjugating enzyme E2C. The record is from RefSeq and is a predicted model, not a curated record. NCBI's taxonomy places the organism in Eukaryota, Metazoa, Chordata, Actinopteri, Gymnotiformes, Gymnotidae.
UUCAUGGUUGCUAAGGCCCAGGUUUGUUUUCUAACUCUGUUUGCGAUUGGUGAAAACUCUCCGGGGCGGUGAAACGGUUUGGCGAAAAUUUUAAGCAAUGGCCUCCCAAAACAUGGAUCCUGCGGCAGCGUCGUCUACGGCCGCUUUAAAAGGAAACGAAACUGGCGGAAGUGUGCCAAAGGGGUCUGUUUCAAAAAGGUUGCAACAAGAGCUGAUGACACUUAUGAUGUCAGGAGACAAGGGAAUUUCUGCAUUCCCAGAGUCUGACAAUCUCUUUAAAUGGAUUGGCACAAUUGACGGGGCUCAGGGAACAGUCUAUGAAGGUUUGAGGUAUAAGCUCUCGCUGGAAUUUCCCAGUGGAUACCCUUACAAUGCCCCACGAGUGAAAUUCAUCACUUCCUGUUUCCACCCAAAUGUUGAUGAGAAUGGGUUCAUAUGCUUAGACAUUUUAAAAGAGAAGUGGUCUGCUCUUUAUGAUGUUCGAUCCAUUCUGCUGUCCAUUCAGAGUUUACUUGGGGAGCCCAACAACGACAGCCCUAUGAAUGCUGCAGCUGCUGAAUUGUGGGACAACCAGGAAGCCUUCAAAGCUCAUUUGCAUGCAACAUACAAGAACUGACCUCCAAAAACACACACCUGCCUCUCCACUUUUAUCUUCAUGUGACCUUGUUUUUGUUUUUUUUCUUGCUAAUAAUUAUGUACAUUUAAAUCCUGAGUAUGUUUAUGUACAGUAUUUGUAUGUUGAAUUAAACUUGUCUCAAAA